Molecule: messenger RNA, 992 nt
Organism: Hordeum vulgare subsp. vulgare (domesticated barley)
Lineage: Eukaryota; Viridiplantae; Streptophyta; Magnoliopsida; Poales; Poaceae
Product: transcriptional regulatory protein AlgP-like
Exons: 4
Coding region: 229-768 (179 amino acids)
Source: RefSeq, a predicted model, not a curated record
UUCCCCGGAAGAGGAGCCCUAUCGGUGCCGUCCCACAGGAGCCUUUGCUACACCCGAAUCGCAAAAGAAAUUCAUUCUCGAUCGGUUGGUUGCUGGCUACAACUACUCUACCCGGUUACUUCUUCCAUCGCUGGCCAGAGAGCACUUCGCCCCACAGCUCAUACCCUUCUCCAUCUCUCGCCACUCUCCCUCCCUCUCUCUGAACGCGUGCUCGGAGCAACGGACGCCAUGGACAAUCCUCCAGCCGUGCCGGCGGCGGCCAACAACGUGACCAAUCCACAGGCAGUGGCACUGGCAGCGGCCCACAACGUGGCCAAACCUCCGGCGGCACCAGCGGCCAACAAGGUUGCUAAUCCUCCGGCGGCACCAGCGGCCAACAACACGGGCAAACCUCCGACGUCGGCACCAGCGGCCAACAACAUGGGCAAACCUCCGGCGGCGGCAGCGGCCGACAACAUGGGCAAACCUCCGGCGGCGGCAGCAGCGGCCGACAACACGGGCAAACCUCCGGCGGCGGCGGCGGCCAACAACGGUGCAUAUUCUCUGUCGGUCUCGUUUUCUCUACGUGAUGAUCAAUCGGCAGUAAAGAUGGUGGUGAGAGCUCCUGCAGCGACUGUGGUCAUCAAUCCAGUGAACCCACCAGUGAAUCCACCAGCACAGGCGGCGUCACCGCAUGGAGCUGUGGAAUUUGUGGUGUUCACUGUUUUCCUCUUCAUCUUCAUCUUGGUGAUCGGCGUGAUUCUGCUGCUGAAUUGGUGCCUCAAGUAGAGAAUCUAUGUCACGUCCGGGGAAGAAGAAGAAACGUACUCUAGAUCGCAGGGGUACGCCACCCGAUGUGGACGACCGUAAAUAAGAUGGCGCAAGUGUGUGUUAAGUUAAAGCUAUCGUGCCAGCGGUUGUGUGGAGCUUAUAAGCUGUGUGCUGGACUGUACUGUAACUGAAACAAUCUAGUACUACGUCUGAUGAAUCAAAUAAACUGAAGUCUUCGUCUA